Molecule: messenger RNA, 1083 nt
Organism: Fundulus heteroclitus (mummichog)
Lineage: Eukaryota; Metazoa; Chordata; Actinopteri; Cyprinodontiformes; Fundulidae
Biological process (GO): peptidyl-lysine trimethylation; positive regulation of proton-transporting ATP synthase activity, rotational mechanism; regulation of mitochondrial ATP synthesis coupled proton transport
Cellular component (GO): mitochondrion
Molecular function (GO): protein-lysine N-methyltransferase activity
Source: RefSeq, a predicted model, not a curated record
GUGUUCUCACUGCUUUUGCAAUGGAAGACUCAAUUGAGUUGAUUCUUCAGGACUUCAGUGGGGUCUUUCCCACCAGCAGACCCCAUCCUGUGGUAUCGGCCUGCACAGGUGCCUUGCUCACAGGCAUGUACGGCUUAUGGAGCAUCUUCACCAUGCCCGGCUUCCGCAAAAUCCCAUGGAGCCUCAAGGUUCCAUAUUUGCCCUCCAGUAAAAACCAGGCACAGAAUGUGAUGAAGCUGCUUGAGGGGCGAAGAGGGCGCUUAGCAGAUCUGGGAGCAGGAGAUGGAAGAUUGGUAUUUGCUGCCUCUUCUGCUGGUUUUCAGUGCACGGGGUUUGAGAUCAACUCAAUUUUAGUGGCAUAUGCGAGGAGCAAAGCCCACUGGAGAGGAAUCCCUUCCAGCCAGGCAACCUUUGUUAAAAAGGACUUCUGGAAGACCGAUUUGUCUUCGUACGACAAUGUGACAGCUUUUCUUGCUCCCGGAGUGAUGGAGUUGCUGGGAGAGAAGCUACUGAAGGAGCUUCCACAGGAUGCGCUCGUCAUUUCUUGCCGUUUUCCUUUUCCAAACUGGCCCCAAAAAUCUGCGGAGGGCUCUGGACUUGACCAGACCUUUGCUUAUGAGAUCAGCUCUGUGCGCUCGCACUUGAGAUAUCCGACCAAGACGGAGAUGAAAUGAGUCAAAUGCUGCGCUAAAUCAUCCCUGUGCUGUUUUUUUUUUUUUUCUUUCUUAAAUGAAGAAUGCUGAACAAUAUAUUUCUGUAAAGUGUGUGAGACAGUGAACCUACUGAAGAAUGUCUGAAAUCAUUUCAAAUAAGAGGAGGUGCCUAUAGCUUUUGUUCAGUCUUUGCACUUUCACAACAAACUGAGCCUAUUUUACUCUGCUGAUUUGUGAGAAUAUUCAAUAUAAUUAACACUUUUAACUAGGUCCAAAAUUGUGUAUUUCAUACUGACAACACUGAUUAUAUAAUGGUUAUGAUAAUAAUACAUGUAAUUCAAAAGCACCUUUCAGGUCAAUGAAAUGACACUUAACAAUAAAAGACAACUGUGAAAAUGCAAUAAAAUUACAGAGGGUAUGAUUUGUUAAA